AGAGGUAUUACUCCGCUAUUCACGCGUCGAAGUUCCGAUGUAAGGCUUGAGGUAAGGCUGUACGAAGUACGUAAGGUCAGCGCAGGGCUGAGGUGAGGGCCUGUGCGCCGUGACGAAGCCGAGCCAGGGUCCAGCUUCGAACGCGUCUCGCCGUUGGGCUUCCUACGCGACCAAGUGAAAUCAGCAGCGGCACACUCUUUACAAUUCCAACUCUCACACUCGCUCGCAAUUGUCCGUCAUGGCCGACGAAGAAAAGGUCCUCCAACUAUUUCCCGACCCACCGCCCUUCUUCAAGCACUUCACAACCGACAACCUCAAGCGCCUACAAGAUAUCGAGGACGAAGCCUCUCAUGUCACCCAAGCCUCGAACGAAGUCGCAAACGCCGGCUCAAAGCUCUCGCCAGAGCAGAUCCUCGCCCUCCCCACCGAACUUCGCUACCUCAUCCCACCCCCGCCGCCCGCCGAUGAGGAAUCUUUCCACGUCUUUGGCGAAACAACAAAGAGCUCCGGCACAAAAAAAUUCUCACAAGACAUGUCCUGGAUUGCCGACCGUUUAGGUGCCCCAGAUCACACCCUCGACGACUGGAGGUACGCACAACUCUACCCUUCCUCCCCUUCCACCUCCGAUUCGCAUUCUGCAAAUGCAAACAUCGACCGUCAAGCGUAUCUCAACCGCUUCAACCGCAGCUUGAUCAUCGAGUACAUACGCCUUCUCGGCAUCAUCGCUUUGGACCCGACAAGUCCGGGCAAGAACGAGGUCUUGAAGCAUAUUCUGAAUCUCGUGUGUAAUAUGCACAGCCUGAUCAAUGAGUAUCGGCCUCAUCAGGCGAGGGAGACGCUUAUUAGGAUCAUGGAGGAGCAGGUUGCAAGGAAGAAGAAGGAGAUUGAGGGUGUGAAGGGCAUGAGGGAGAAAGUCAGGAGUGCGCUGGACGGCUUUGGGAAGGCUGUGCAAGCUACCGGGGAGGUAGAGAGCGGGGAAACUGGAGAGGUGCUCAAGAAGGAUGGGCAGGACGACGCGCGGAAGCAUGCGCAGAGAGAUACGUGGGACGCUUUGGAUGAGGUGCUGGGGCAUUGAACGCACUGCAUGCGGUUAUCCACGACUCUUCUCCUCGAGGAUGGGGCCAAUAACAUGGGUGCGACCCCUACGACCACAGUCCCUAUCUCUCAUGCGCCAACUAGAGACCGAGUUCUCACGACCCGGUCAGGACGAUGACCAUCGACUUCGCACACACAGCCGAAGCUGGUGCCGAAGCUGAAGCUGGAGCUGAAUGCCAGCAACGGUCAAGUGUGAAGAUUGGGCAACGGCAGCAGCGAUGAGCGACAG
Molecule: messenger RNA, 1324 nt
Organism: Didymella exigua CBS 183.55
Lineage: Eukaryota; Fungi; Ascomycota; Dothideomycetes; Pleosporales; Didymellaceae
Product: mediator of RNA polymerase II transcription subunit 7
Exons: 1
Coding region: 239-1075 (278 amino acids)
Biological process (GO): regulation of transcription by RNA polymerase II
Cellular component (GO): core mediator complex; mediator complex
Molecular function (GO): transcription coregulator activity
Source: RefSeq, a predicted model, not a curated record